AUGGACUCCAACCUGCAGGGAACCUUCCUACUCAACAACCCUUCUCUGCCCCCUUUCCCAGAAGUGAAAGCCCCUGUGUGCCAGUACUCUGUGCAAAACUCCUUCUACAAGCUUAGUCCACCAGGAAUCAGCACCCAGCUGGCAGCCGGCACACCACACGGCAUCAGCGAUAUCCUAAGCAGACCAGUGGCUCCAUCGAACAGCAGCCUUCUCUCUGGGUACUCGCAUGUAGGUGGAUUCAAUGGACUGGGCACCCAGAGUAUCUACUAUGGGUCCCAAGUGGGGAACUUCUCCAAAGCAGGGAAUGAAUACUCAGCCCGGGGCAGGAGCUACUGGGCAGACACAGGACAAGACUGGCACGGAGGUCGGCCAUGUGGCAACCCCACAGGGCACGUGGGGGACAGCCUCCACAAGAAGAAACACACGCGGCCAACCUUCACAGGCCACCAGAUCUUUGCACUGGAGAAAACCUUUGAGCAGACCAAAUACUUGGCUGGGCCUGAGCGGGCACGAUUGGCAUAUUCCCUUGGCAUGAGUGAAUCCCAGGUGAAGGUGUGGUUCCAGAACCGACGCACCAAGUGGAGGAAGAAAAGCGCCCUGGAGCCAUCAUCGUCCUCUCCCCGGGCAGGGGCUGGACCAGGCGAGCGCUCCAUCUCUGACGAGGAUGAUGAGUACAACAAGCCCUUGGACCCUGACUCGGAUGAUGAGAAGAUCCGCCUCCUGUUACGCAAACAUCGGGCGGCCUUCUCCGUUGUAGGCCUUGGUUCUCACAGUGGCUGA
Molecule: messenger RNA, 780 nt
Organism: Eublepharis macularius
Lineage: Eukaryota; Metazoa; Chordata; Lepidosauria; Squamata; Eublepharidae
Gene: NKX6-3
Product: NK6 homeobox 3
Exons: 3
Coding region: 1-780 (259 amino acids)
Biological process (GO): cell differentiation; regulation of transcription by RNA polymerase II
Cellular component (GO): nucleus
Molecular function (GO): RNA polymerase II cis-regulatory region sequence-specific DNA binding; DNA-binding transcription factor activity, RNA polymerase II-specific
Source: RefSeq, a predicted model, not a curated record